This is a messenger RNA of Bombina bombina (fire-bellied toad), 743 nucleotides long. RefSeq names its product protein sidekick-1-like. The coding region runs from base 250 to 702 and encodes 150 amino acids. Gene Ontology annotation, biological process: homophilic cell-cell adhesion; dendrite self-avoidance; axon guidance. Gene Ontology annotation, cellular component: plasma membrane; axon. The transcript is spliced from 3 exons. The record is from RefSeq and is a predicted model, not a curated record. Lineage: Eukaryota; Metazoa; Chordata; Amphibia; Anura; Bombinatoridae. Gene Ontology annotation, molecular function: cell-cell adhesion mediator activity.
AGUAAAUGACAAGUAUGUCACAGUGAACCGAGCUGGUCACCUUCCUGAUAAUAGGAGAGUUAUUUUCUACUAAAAGUGACAGUGUAAAACUGAGACAACAAAGUUCUGCUAUUACAUUGUGACACUUCAAACAGAAUGAUUUAGAGCUAAUACUCAGUUGUGGUAGAUCCAGCAACUCUAUGGUUUUCUCUUGCUGUAGGUAUUCCAGCCCCUACAUUAGUGUGGUACAAGAAUGCUCAGAAGAUAAACAUGAUGCAGAACCCUCGGUAUAAGACACUUGCUAGUGGGAACUUGCAGCUCCAGAAUCUCCAUCCAGAAGACGCAGCAAUAUUUCAGUGUUUUGCUAAAAAUGAAGCUGGAGAAAUUCAGACUCAGACAUACCUGGACAUGUCCAAUCUUGCACCGAAUUUUACUCGUCCUCCGAGGGACACAGCAGUGACUGACGGACUGUCAGCCACAUUUGUCUGUGACGUUAUAGGGGCCCCCAAACCAGCCAUUGUCUGGAAAAAAGGAGAACAGAUCCUGGCAAGCGGCACGUUGCAGGUUUCCAGGUUUCACCUUUUUGACAAUGGCGAACUGCGGAUAUCUCCUGUGUCCUCUCAAGAUGCCGGAAAGUACACUUGUUUUUCUGAAAACUCAGUAGGAAGUGUGAACGGAUCUGCAUCUCUUACUGUGUGGUGUAAGAAAACUACUGCUGUGUAACUACUGACCAACAUGCAUGUACAUACACAAACAUCACACAC